This is a messenger RNA of Morus notabilis, 583 nucleotides long. RefSeq lists its product as uncharacterized. The transcript has a single exon. The coding region runs from base 20 to 442 and encodes 140 amino acids. NCBI's taxonomy places the organism in Eukaryota, Viridiplantae, Streptophyta, Magnoliopsida, Rosales, Moraceae. The record is from RefSeq and is a predicted model, not a curated record.
CUGUAAAUUGAAAAUUCUAAUGGAGAAGCCAGGAACCCCAAAACCCCUCCCUCAGAGCCAAAGCCAGAAGAGAAAGCUGCCGAGCCCGCAGGAGCUGAUAUCGCACUACGAAUCCCAAGGGCUCGACUCCCGAGAGGCGAGCGUGAAGGUGAUUGAGGAUCUCCAGUCGGCGCUCUUCAGAGUCAUCUCUUCCGGCCGAGCCAAGAAGGAUAAGCUCCUCCUCGACGCCUCUCGCAAGCUCGACUCCACCAACUCCCGCCUUGCCGUCGUCGACGCCAAGCUCGACUCCAAGCCUGGCUAUGUCCAGACGUUUGCUAUCGGACUCGCCUCCGGCUUCGCUCUCAAGGGAUUCGACUCUGUUCUCCCGCACUUUGUUGGUGCUGUUUCUCAGAUUUGGAGCUCUGUCAGGACUGUUACUAAGGAUUCCGAUUCUCAUUCUUAGAUUUCUCGAUUUUUGAGGAAAUUGCUUUUCGUUUCUUGUCUUUUUGGGUUGAUUCUGUUAGUGAUGGGUUUGUUUUGAAGCCCCUUUCUUCUUUCCAGUUUGUUUGGGGAAAUAUAAAUGGGAAGAAUUAUUUUUAGUUGA